Protopolystoma xenopodis is the source of this 321-nucleotide messenger RNA. The record is from the annotation of a GenBank genome assembly. NCBI's taxonomy places the organism in Eukaryota, Metazoa, Platyhelminthes, Monogenea, Polystomatidea, Polystomatidae.
AUGAGGACGGCUGAAACUCGUUGUACUGCAGCCGGUUGGCUUUUAUGCGAUAUUCAUGUUGACGCAGUCCAACGGACUUCCUCCUUCGUUUCGGGUGAAAACGUGCUGAGCUUUGGUUCAUCGAUCAACGAAUCUCUUCUUCAUGCACUUUCCUACGAAAUGAAGGUCCCCCUAACAAUAGGCGACUGGAAUGGAUUCGUAAUUGGGCUUCAUCGGAAGCUGACAGUGGAUUCCAUCGAUGCUGUGACUGUACAAUUGGCGACUAAGUUCUCGGCGAGCUUUUGUCCGUCAUGUAACGGACAUCGUCAGGAUAGAAUAUAA